GUUACUGUCACAGUCUCACUCAUUCACCCCUUUUCUCCCUUCCUUCUAAAUUCUAAUUCUAAACGGCGUAACUACUCUUUCAAGUUUCAACUUUCAACUAUGGACCCUCCGGAAGAAACUGCCACUACCACCCUCGAUCACGAAGGAGCUUCCACUGGAGCAGAUGCUGCCGCUGACACUGGGAGCGGCGACGAGGGACCGACGGAGAUAGCCGAAGCUGGUGGAAGUGGCGGCGGUGGAAGUAACAGAGACAGGGUGAAGGGGCCUUGGUCGCCAGAAGAGGACACCAUUUUAAGCCGUCUGGUGAGCAAGUUUGGUGCCAGAAACUGGAGCCUCAUCGCACGUGGGAUCGCCGGGAGAUCGGGCAAGUCCUGCCGCCUAAGGUGGUGCAACCAGCUCGACCCCGCCGUUAAGCGCAAACCCUUUACCGAUGAGGAGGACCGUAUCAUAGUUGCUGCUCAUGCAAUUCAUGGGAACAAAUGGGCAGCCAUAGCCAGACUUCUUCCAGGAAGAACAGACAAUGCCAUUAAAAACCACUGGAAUUCCACUUUGAGGCGUCGAGGAGUUGAGCAUGAUAAGAUUAAGGUAGAAUCGAGUAACAUGGUGGAAGAUGUUAGCCUUGACAAAGCCAAAGCAUCAUCAGAAGAAACACUUUCAUGUGAUGUUAAUUCAUUGAGAUCCUCUGAAGGAAGAGAUGUUAGUUCUGCAGAGGCUAUGGAUGAUAAAUACGAAGAAAAAUCACGGACGGAGGGUCAAUUGUACCAUGAAGUCAAGGAUCCUCCUACCCUUUUUCGGCCAAAGGCACGAAUUAGUGCUUUUAGCGUAUAUCACACUGUUGAUGGUUUCCAACCUUCAACAUCAACUCAAAGACAGGUUCAAGGACCCAUCUUACAAUCAUCAAAACCAGAUAGAGAAAUUUGCAAGAUGCUUGAAGGAAUUUACAGUGACCAAUCAGUGCCUCACCAGUGUGGCCACGGUUGUUGUGGUGCUCCAAAUGGUAAAAAAUUCAAAAGCUCUUUGUUGGGUCCAGAAUUCAUCGAAUUCUCCGAACCUCAAUCUUUCCCAAGUUUUGAGUUGGCUGCAAUAGCUACAGACAUCAGCAACCUUGCUUGGCUUAAAAGCGGAUUGGAGAAUAGCAGUGUUAAAAUGAUGGGAGAAACAACCAGCAGAGUAGUUUCUAAUGGCUCUCAAGUGCAUAUUGGUCAUUAGAAUGAUAAUUAUCAAUUAGAAUGAUAAUUAUUGAUAUUAACCGGACGGUUUUGCUGACUUUACUCCCUCAACUUCAACUAAAUUCAAAGGCUGUAGUGAGUAGUGACAUGUUAAUUGUUGUAAUAACGAGUUUUCAUUAGUUAAGUAGUAGUGGCUUUGUUGACUAAUUAGGACUUUAUAUCCCUGUUGUAAAAGUUGUGUUUGCUAACA
This is a messenger RNA of Arachis duranensis, 1419 nucleotides long. Its product is annotated as transcription factor MYB1. Gene Ontology annotation, biological process: regulation of DNA-templated transcription. NCBI's taxonomy places the organism in Eukaryota, Viridiplantae, Streptophyta, Magnoliopsida, Fabales, Fabaceae. The coding region runs from base 100 to 1209 and encodes 369 amino acids. The record is from RefSeq and is a predicted model, not a curated record. Gene Ontology annotation, cellular component: nucleus. The transcript is spliced from 2 exons. Gene Ontology annotation, molecular function: DNA-binding transcription factor activity, RNA polymerase II-specific; RNA polymerase II cis-regulatory region sequence-specific DNA binding.